Symbiodinium sp. CCMP2592 is the source of this 1488-nucleotide messenger RNA. NCBI's taxonomy places the organism in Eukaryota, Dinophyceae, Suessiales, Symbiodiniaceae. The record is from the annotation of a GenBank genome assembly.
AUGCCGCACCCGCCGUAUGCCCAUGGGGUCCAGCCGAAUUUCGUCAAGGAUGCAUCGCUGGAGUACCUUCAAGCACAGCUGUCAGGCAACAAGACGCCGCUGUCCCUCCGCAAUCCGCGGCUGGAUCCGAGGGCUCGGGAAGCACCGAUGCAGCGGCACGGCUCCACGCCGAGGCAAGGCAAGGAGAAGGAAGCUGCUUCCAACGACACGCAUUUCGUGCCCUUGCGACAGAGCUUGAACUCCUCAGAAAGCUGCAAGGCAGUGGCAGUGAACCACAAUCACAAGCCUGGCAGCAAAGUGUUGGCGAGGAGGCCAAGUGUGGACUCCUCCUCGGAUUGUUCGCACAAAGGAUCAGCCUCGGUUCCAUCCGGCAGGCCUUCCAUCGUGGCAGGGACUUCACCUCCUUUACCCACACGCAUCGCCGAUCCUUCGUGGUCACCCAUGCCGAGGCCGCUGCUGCGUGAAGGUCCGGGACGGCCGAACUGCGGCUAUCCCACCUCCGUCAGUCCCAUGCGGCGAGAAGGCGUGUCAGUCUCACCUUUCGUUAGAACACCGUGCCAGUCCCCCUGCAGAGCCACCGUGAUCCAGAGGCCAGCUCCUCCGUCGCCACGAGCCAUCGAGAAGCUGCUCAACGUACCUUUGGUGGAUCUCCGGAUGGCAGCUUCCAAGGAGCCAUCUGUCGCAGACGGUGACGCUCUCACACCGCAGUGGAGACGUGUUCCACCGGCCUGGUCCGUAACACCCACACCCGUGCGCAGCGCAUCGCGUGUCAGAGUGGAGCCAUCGUUCUCGCCGUCGGCUCCUUCGAGAGGCGUUGUUUCGAUCGCUGCUGCAGAUGCUGCUGCCCAGCGGCAGGUGCCGACCAGAGAGCCUUUGAGGCGCCCAACACCCACGACGACGUCUGCCCCGGUGAUACGCUCCGUCAGCCCGGCGCCUGCACCAGUGCUGACACCUGGCCUUGGGCUUCAGCUGCCGGUUGGCGUGCGCCUUCUUCGAGCGCCGCUGCCCAGCACCACAUCGGCAGCAACCACACCGCCACGCUCUCCAGUGACGACGUGGCCUCCGAGGUUAGCCUUGUGGCCCAACGCGAAAGCGUCUUGGGAGCACCCCGCUCCAAGCACUGCAGCACCAGGCUCCGAGUGCUCUGUCAUCCACAGCACUGGGCCCGAGGACGCAGUGCCUGAUAAAGCCAAAGCUUUCGAGCCGCAAGUGGUUUCGGAGGUGCUUGCUGCUCCGGCACCUGAGGAAUCGCAGGACUUCGGAAGGCCAGAGGCGCUUGCACAUGCUGCCCAAGCUGGCCAGGGCGCAGUGGCCAGCGGGUCGGAAGGUCCGCUGCAGGCGCGCAUCCCAUCACCGUUGCCUGUGUCUGCGCUGCGAGAGGGCUCUGAUGCGCAGGGCUGGUGGCAGAUUCUCGCGGAGACGAGAGCUCAACGGCGGGAGCUUGAACACCGAGGCGAGCUUGCGCUUGCCGCGCAGGAGGUGGCAUAA